AUUGAUCGAAGACUAUACGACUCCUCCAUCGAAGGAAUUGACCCGAGAUUUGGAGUCUUUGAUCGAUAAUUAUGUGAAAUUUUUGGCCAAAUGUCGUCCGCUGUCUAUAAGUAUGACAAAUGCCGUGAAGUUUCUGAAACUGACGUUUUCCCGAAUUCCGGCCCAAACUAACGACUCGACCGCCAAAACACAGUUAUGUGAAGCCAUCGAUGACUUCAUUUACGAUGAAGUGAUUUGCGCUCAAAGAGGUAUCGCUGAGUUUGCCAUAACUAAAGUGCACGACAACGAUGUGAUCCUGACGUUCGGGUGCUCUUUAAUUGUCAAACAUGUCAUCUAUAAUGCCAUCAAAAAAGGCAAACAAUUUCGUGUAGUUGUUGUCGACUCGAGGCCCAGAUUUGAUGGCAAAGAAAUGCUGAAAUUUCUACUCAAACACAAUAUUCCCGUUAUUUAUAUCUACAUAAAUGCCAUUUCAUAUGUGAUGAAAGAAGUGACUAAAGUAUUAUUGGGCGCGCAUUCACUUCUGGCCAACGGCUAUGUCAUGUCACACAUCGGCAGCUCUCAGAUAGCAUUGGUUGCCCAGGCAUUCAACGUUCCCGUUCUGGUCUGCUGUGAGACAUACAAGUUCUCUGAACGCGUCCACACCGACAGCUUUGUUCACAACGAAAUCGGCGAUUCGACUGAUUUGUUGAAUUCACUCUCAAACAAGUCUCACAUCGAUGUCAACAAUAAAGACCUGAAUUUUUUGGAUCUUCUCUAUGACGUGACUCCACACGAAUUAGUUUCGGUUGUCAUCACCGAAAAGGGUGUCCUUCCGUGCACUUCAGCGCCAGCAGUGCUCAGAGUUAGGGAAACCAAAUAGUUUUUAUCCUCAUUUUGUUCAAUAAAAAACUUAUUUCAAAUUAAAUAUUAUUUUCCUAAAUAUGUGUUCAUUAGAUGUGUUAGAAUGCAAUUAACAUUAUUUUUAUUACAAAACAAAUAUACAAAACAAUGAAUUUCCAUAAAUUACCG
Molecule: messenger RNA, 1008 nt
Organism: Medioppia subpectinata
Lineage: Eukaryota; Metazoa; Arthropoda; Arachnida; Sarcoptiformes; Oppiidae
Source: the annotation of a GenBank genome assembly